Amphiprion ocellaris (clown anemonefish) is the source of this 2614-nucleotide messenger RNA. RefSeq names its product sialoadhesin. The record is from RefSeq and is a predicted model, not a curated record. Lineage: Eukaryota; Metazoa; Chordata; Actinopteri; Pomacentridae. The transcript is spliced from 9 exons. The coding region runs from base 376 to 1575 and encodes 399 amino acids.
GAGAGAAACAUUUGGACGAAUUGAGACAGAGUUGGUGAAAGUUUCUCCGCAGUUUGUCGCUUUGUGUCUUUGAGUCCAGUGAACCGUCCGCUGCGCACGCGAGAGGCGCGCGAGUGACGUCAGCGCGUGAGUGGACAAGGUCUGCAACCACAUAAAUCUACAAGUGUGCAGAACAAGUUCCCUUUGAGGACAUAAAAGGUCAGCCAUCAUCACAGUUCCUUGUUGACAUACCUAAUAAAAGGGAAGCUCAACGCGUAUAAGUCUUAGCCCUGCAGAAAGAGAAGCGCACACACAACUGCAGGAGGGAAGACUGGCAGAUAAGAACCAAAAACAAAAGAAAAAGAGUAAGAAGACUAGUAAAGGAGGGUUGUAAACAUGGCACAGAGCUGCUGCUGGAUGCUGCUCACACUGUCUCUGAAAGGUAUUCUCGCAGGUGAUUGGUCAGUUCAUCUCCCUUCCAGUCCCAUCUGUGCCGUGAUUGGUUCUUCCAUAGAGCUCCCUUGUUCCUAUGACUACCCUCAGAGCUCCAAUGAAACCAGGGGACUCUCUGCUCAGGAUGUUGAAGACGGACAACAGUAUGAAGUUUUGUCAGAGAUGUGGUGUCUCGAAGACAGCCGCUGUGUGACACCCAGAUAUGUGUUCCACAGCGCUCGUAUUUUCCCAGAUCCGUCCUACCAGAAUAGGGUGCAGUAUCUGGGACAACCAGGAACCAAGAACUGCUCUCUGAGGAUCUCUGAUCUCAGACCGUCAGACAGUGGAACCUACGUGUUCUACCUCAUCACCAGCCAUCCAACGGAGAAGAUGCCGGAGCAGAGUGGCGUACAGCUCCUGGUGGCCGAUUCUUCCAGUGCAGUCACAGUGCUAGCAGCUCCAUCCACUGGUGUCACUGAGGGUGCAGCUGUACGUUUGGCCUGUUGCAGCCCUGACGCUGAUCCACAGACCAGCUUCAGAUGGUACAAGAGCACAGGCAGCAGCCAACAACACCACGGACAGAUGUGGAAUAUCAGCAAAGUUACAUCUGAUGAAUCUGGCAGCUACUACUGUCAGAUCCAGACUAGAGAUAAAGUACAGAACUCAACGAUGCUGGCGAUUGAUGUACAAUAUUCUCCUCGAAACACGGCGGUCUCAGUCUGGCCUCCUGGAGAGCUGCAGGACGAGCUUCCUGUGACUCUGACCUGCAGCAGCGAUGCUAACCCACCAGUACACACAUUUAUCUGGUACCAGGGAGCAGCAUGUCUCCCUGCAGCAGACAAAAGCUUUCAUCAAGGAAGACGAACCGUGGCGACGCCCACAGGAAGAGGCCUCAGCGGUGCCAGCAUCACCAUUGAGGAAUAUGGGCAGCACUGUUGUGUAGCACGCAACAGACACGGAUCACAGACUUACAGCGUAACACUGACAGGUUCUAAAUCACUGACCCCAUCCGAGUCUUCAGGAAGCAGAAUGGUUCUUAUCGGAGUCACCAUUGGAGUCCUGCUGGCUAUCAUAGCAAUAAUUGCUUUUCUCAUGACAAGGAAACGGAAGUCGUCCAGACAUCGGUCAUAUGUCCUCACUGAAACAAGAGCUACAGAACCCUAAAGACUCAACAAGACAAGAACUUAGUCACAUCUACAACACCUUACACCUGAGAGAGAUCUUUUACAGAACAUAUACCUGAUACAGGACAAUGCAGCCACAAUGAUCUUUUCCCCCCAAAUGUCCUCUUGUUGUAUUGGUUCCCUUUUGGCCUGCUUGAGUAAACACAAGAAAGGAAAUCUGAACAUCAUGUGAUGGGCAUCACUGCACAUUCAAGCAAACAGGAUGCAGCACAGACUUUAAAGCACUGAACUGAGACAGGAUGAAGUUGGGUUUUAGUAGAAGAACAGUUUAAUUUAAAAGCAGAAAGAACUGAAAAUGGGAUCUGGUUACUUGUUCCAUUUUUAGUCCAUUUUCUCUGUAGAUGAGCUAAAUACCACUGUCAGGAAUUAACCAAGAAAUCUUUUACAAGUAUUUAUUGUAAUAAAAAAAUCAGAAAUAAAAUCUGUUCCCCUUCUAAUAACCAAACUUGUUUUCGUGCUGUGAUCGAUUUAAGUGUGCCAGGAACAGAUGUGGAUUUGAACACAUCCUCAAAGGUUCAUCACAUAUGAAAACCACAGAAAAACAUCCACAGUUGUUGUUUGAACUUUUACUGGAUUUUUAACAGCACAUCACAAAUGGACCAAGUACUGUAAAAGCAGCGUCCAGAAACAAAGAAAUCUGAGGUAAUUAUCACUGUGCAUGAUGAUGAUGACAGGAAUACAGCCAUAAUGAUCCAAUUAAGUGCUGCAAGCAGUUCCAACUGGGUUCUGUUUGUGUGUUUUAGAGUAAACUCUUCAAUGCGAUAAGCCGGGAACAGAUACUGACCAGAACAUGAAGAGGAGUCAGAACGGAUGAAACCCGGAGGACAGUGACUCUGACACCAGGACACUCAUUCACUAACUGGACUUGGAUAUCAAUUCUUCAUCUCAUUGGUCUAUUUUUAGAAUUCAGUUUGUGCUAGAUUUGGUACAUCAAAGGGAGAUUAUGUGUCAAGUGGUGCACAUAUCCUCUAUUUUUAAAUGCUGAGUAAGUAAACAAUAAAGUCAUUACCGGUUUUGCA